AUGGAGGGCAACGCGCACCUCCUGCAGCUCAUCCGCAAGAUGCGUUCCCAAAUCAACAAGCUGGAGAGGGAGAACAGGGCCCUGAAGGGAGAGCUGCGGGGCUGCGGGCGCACGGCGCUGCCGGCGCGGGGAGACGCGAGCGGCGGUGCGGGGAGAUGGGAGCCCGGAGGCGCCGCGGCCGCUGCAGCGCCGAGGGAGCAGACAGAUACUGCCAUGACUGUGAGACGCUACCCCACCGCCUCCCCAGCUCCCGCUCCUUCCAGCACAAGGGCCCACUGGGCUGGCACGAAAAGCACUGGGCUCCCGGAGGUGCCAGGCAGUGCCCAGCCACCAGCCCCUCCUGCAGCAGCACAGCUCAGCAGGGAAGAGGAGGAAGGGCUUGGAAAAUCACCAGCCCGUUGUCCCUCCUCCAGCCACUCCAGCAACAUGAAGCUGUUUCAGGAGCACGUCUAUAAGUGCCAGGGUAAAGUGAAGGCUGUGAGUUUCCUCUUACCAACAGAUAUGUCAUCAUUUGCUGAAAAGCAAGGUUCUCUCAAAAGCCCACAAAAUCAGAGCACGAAACAUCUGAUGACCAUCACUGAAAAGAAUAUGUGA
This is a messenger RNA of Pyrgilauda ruficollis (rufous-necked snowfinch), 594 nucleotides long. Its product is annotated as putative coiled-coil domain-containing protein 195. The record is from RefSeq and is a predicted model, not a curated record. Bases 1 to 594 code for a protein of 197 amino acids. Lineage: Eukaryota; Metazoa; Chordata; Aves; Passeriformes; Passeridae. The transcript has 4 exons.